This is a messenger RNA of Cryptotermes secundus, 520 nucleotides long. RefSeq lists its product as uncharacterized. The transcript has 4 exons. The record is from RefSeq and is a predicted model, not a curated record. Gene Ontology annotation, cellular component: mitochondrion. Lineage: Eukaryota; Metazoa; Arthropoda; Insecta; Blattodea; Kalotermitidae. The coding region runs from base 106 to 411 and encodes 101 amino acids.
GGUCUUAUUUUCAGCAGACUUGAAGCACAGAAAGAAUCAUUUAAGAGCACCGAACAGCUUAAACAUAAUAUUCUGAAGGUCAGAACGGUUAGAGCAGUUGUAAAAAUGGUUAAAUUAUUGCAGAGGUUGAUAUUGCAGCAUCAGAAACUUUCACCGUAUAAGGCCCUUGCACAGCGAUAUGCCAGUCAUGGGGGUUGUGCCAAAACUGUAUCCACCCCAGCCAAUGUGCCAGGACUAAGUUCAGCCGUUUACAAAGUCCCUCCUGGAGAUGUGGGCCCUGGUGCAUCCAAAGAUGGUAAAUACAAGAAUCCUGAAUAUUUUUGCUACAACCAAAUGUCUUACUUUGAAGCUGAAGUUGAAAUGUUAAAAUACAGAUUACCUCAACCAUCAAACAAGCCUAAAAAAAAGUAAUUUAAAUAAAAUGAGUUAGUUCCUGAUGAUAUGUUUGUUCAUCUUGUACUUGAAGAAUUAAAAUGAUAGCAAGGCUGCAAUAAAUAUAUACACCCUGUACAAAAGAUUA